UACCUGUCGGCUGCCGCUCGCUGUCAGUCGAGCAGUGUGUGUCUGCCGUGAAAGUCAACCGUAAAACCAUCUUCGAUUUUUAUGUUUUGAGUGAAAUCAUGGCAGUGGUCGGUGGGUCGAGGGAUUCCCUGUCAUGGGACGAGUCCGUAGGACUCUUUUUAAAAAUCAAGAGUCCAGUUACUUCCAAAAACCGGGGUCAACUGGUGCAGGUCCUGACCGAUGUGUGCCAAUCACACGCCGCUUCCUCCAGAUUCCGUAUGAUGCUUGACCAGCGGCAGCUUCAAAAACUGAUUGAGCAUUGCCUCACUUUCACUGUGACACCUGGAGAGCGUUAUUCCUACCUCAUGUGCCAGCUCCUGAAUUCACUCCUUCGGCGCCAAGGAGCAGCCAUGUUAUCAUCGGAGACUUCAGAUAAAGUCAUCUUGUGGUUCAGUAAAGCCCUGCACGCAAGUUCAGGUGAAUUUCAGAGUGAAGAAACAAUAUGUGAAAUACUGAGAGCAUUAUCUAACAUUCUACGAGAUGCUCCUGAUCAUACAGAUGAAAUUUAUACAAGUCUUGCUGGCACACAGGGAAGUCUAAUUCGUACUCUAGAAUUUAGUUCUUCAUAUUACGUUCUUGCUCCUGCCAUGCAGUGUUUGCACCUCCUGACUUAUGUAACUCCAGAAGUUAUAACAGAAACUCGUCAACAUGGAGAUGAAAUAUUCCCUGCCGAAGUGGUGUCUAGCAUACAGCGAAUUGUUAUACGCAUUUUGAAACAACCGUUACCUAUUCCCACUAUCUGCCCCCAUAAACUGUAUUUGAAUUUAAUUGCUUCAGCCUUAAAUAUUAUAUACAAUUUAGUAGUUUGUGCACCAAAUGAUGUUCUUGGAAAUAUUAUUGUCAGUGCUUGCCGUCCAUUUGUGUUCUAUGGAUUGCCCGGAUUCGCCCAUAGUGACCUGAUGCGGUAUGUGACAGAAGCAGAAGUUGAUAUCCCUAUUUCUUCUGGUGUUGAUAGUGAUGUAUCAUCAAGAAAUUACACCAAUCGUAAUCGACGGAAAAGACUGAGACGAAAAAGGGCCCAGCCAUCUCGAUCAACAGCAGAUUCUAACUCCGGCCCCUGCCCUUUAAUGCCAAAUAUUGAAGGAGUAGCUGUUGGCAUCAAAAGUCCACCUCCUGCUUCAGCUUUAGCUGCACUUUCUUUAAAGCCACAGUGGGCAAGAACAGACAGUGGUACAAAUAAGGAAAAUGCGUCUAGUAACACGGGUAUUGUUGCCGGUGAGGAAAGUAUUUCGGGGACAGCCUCGUGCGACAACAGCUCUGUCGAAGUUCGUACAAGUGGAUCUGAAACCGAUUUUUCUGAUUUAGAGGGAGGAAGCGAAAAAGAAUCUAUUCUUAUGGCACGUGUUAGACAAUGCUCCCUUCAAGCCAUAAAUGCUGUGAUUGAUAAAGUGGGAAAACAACAUAAGUUUAGCUACUGGCCUCCCCUCAUGUGUCAGAAUCCGUCUUUGAUGACCAGCGUUCUAAAAGAUCCAUCACCUUUGGUUCGAAUGGCCUCACUGCAAGUCAUAAACACUUUCCUCCUUGACUCAUCUCAGGUUCUGACCUUUGCUGUGGACAACGUAGGCAAGAGUUCCUACACAACUCUUGGCCACCAGCUUGGCACCAGUCUUCGGGAGUUACAUCGCUGCCUUGCCUUGGCUUUGCUCUCUGAGAAGUUUCCUGGGGCACUUGUGAGAACUCUGAAAACCAUCGAGUUACUUGUUGAAAAUGUUAACUAUUCAAAACUGAAGCCAGGGUUGUUAACUAAAAUUGUCACUCAUGUCAAAUAUUUCAUGAGGUAUAAAGAGGCAGUUGUCCAAGCAAAUGCUUUUUCUGUAAUGGUGAGCAUAUUAAUGAUCAAGCCGCAAGUCCCAGAGUUGCAGGAUGUUCUUUUGAGAUACCAGACUCCAGCUCCUGUAUCUUUAACAUCACCGUUGGAGGUCGUUAAUUCAUCAGUAUUGGAAGAAGAAUUGCCUGGAGAGGAAAUUGAUGAUGAAAAUAAUCUGAAGAGAGCCAUGGAGGUAAUGAAUUUGGUCAGUGAAGAUGAAUGUGACAAAUCUGAAGAUGAAGCACAGGGUAAGACCAUGGUUUCGUGGCUUAUACAACGGUGCGUUGAUUCUUUGCUCACCCCAGAUCAUGAUGCGGUUAGGGGAAUAUACAUUCAGGUACAACUCCAGUCCUUAAAAGUAUUGAGUGCCUUCGUCAGUGAACACUUACCCAUUAUUCAUCAGAGUUUACCUCUCAUUCAACAUGUUAUAUCAGUCUGCAGCGAUGCCGUAAAGGAACCACAGCAGAAACCUGUAAAUUUUACCCACGAAUCAUCAGACAUUGAUCCAUCGUUGAUGUCGCCUGAUCCAGGCGUUGUAGUGGAGCAUGCAUAUACACUUUUAGGAUCCUUGCUUGGAGCCGUAAAAACUGGGACAGAGAAGACUCCAAAUGCUUCUUGCAUUUCUUCUGAUCAAGUUCAACAACUUUGGCUCUGGACCUUGCAGGGGCCAUUGCAAGCUUUAUUACAGAUGGCAGGAGCAACUCAAAAGGCUUCUGCAAAUGAUGGUGAGGAAAGAUUUCAGAAAAAAAUGGAAAACAAUGCAAACUGGAGACAUCGAGAGAAUGACGUUCCAAGGAGUCAAGAGCAAGUUAAACAAAUAGUUGCUAUGGCAACUGUCUUAUCACAUCUGAGCUCCUCUAUUUUUGAAAGCCUUGGAGAAGAAUGGAUAUCUCAAGUCAUCAUGACCGUAAGAUGGCUUGUUACUAAUCAAGACCCGGAGUUACGACUGGCAGGUGUUCGAAUAAUGGCCAUUAUUGUUGGAUUCUCUGGAGUCGUCGGCAACCCUGGGGGACCCAGCCUAUUACAGGAAACAAUUGUAACCACAUUAGAUAUCUUAUCUGAAAAAGAAAGUAACGUAAAUCGAGAUCGUCUGUUAGCAUCCUGGGCUUUAGCUAAUAUGUCAUCGGUGCUGGAGGUCUACUGUGAGAAUUGGAAGCAAACUGAAUCAGGUUCCCAAGAUAAAUUUCUUUCUUCGCAACUAAUUGCACGACUAUUAGAAGUGGGAAUUCGUACUUGCAACGACAAGAACAAGAUAAGAACUCAUGGUGUACGUUGUGUGGGAAAUGUAACCAGCUUCUUAAAAGCAAGUCAGGCUGUGCAUCCAAGUAUUGCCCCACUGGUAACAAAAUCUGUGGAGAUGUUGGUGACAUGUUGCAGCACUGGGAAUAACAUGAAAACAAGAUGGAAUGCAUGUUACGCUUUGGGGAACAUUCUAAGCAGUGGCCGACUUCCUAUUACUACUGUUUCUUGGAGGGGACAGGUGUUGAUGACCUUGGGAAAAUUACUGGAGAGUUUCAAGAACUACAAAGUACGAAUUCAGGCAUGCAGUGCCUUGUGCAGCCUGAGAUCUCGAGAGGAAUUUGGAACAGAGUACGUUGCAAUAUGGCACGUCCUCUUCAGUGGACUUGAUAACGCUCAGAAUAUCAUCGAUUAUCAAGAAAUCAGACAUAGAGAUGAACUUUUAAAUCAGAUAUGUCAAGGGAUAUGUCAGUUGACUACUCAUCUGACCUUAGAAGAUGCUGGCAUGCUUGCUGAACUUCUCCAGUUGCACCAAGACAUGGCUCAUCCAUUGUUCAAGAAAGCCCACGUAUCCCUUCCACCAGAGAGAACUGGUUUUGCUCUUUCAGCACAGUCAAGAGUAGAAGAACUUUUACGAUCAGAUGCCUUAACUGAAUCUCAGGAACAAGCCUUAUCAAUCUUACAGAAUUUAAUGGCUAGUGAGGAUGUUAAUGUGAGAAAUUAAGUGUUACAUAUAAUAUUAUCUGGUGUUGAAGAUGCUUUGGUCUCGAGGACACAGCCCUUUUGGAUUGGACUAGCAAAAUUUGGGGGUAUCCUAGCAAUAUGUAGAUCCUGUUAACCACAUACAGUCUGCAUUUUUCUUUUACAGUACAUAGAUACAGAAAGAUUACACCCAAAGUUUACACAUAGCCUAGAGGUAAGUACACAUGGUAUGAUUAUGCCUAUUUGUAUACACCUACACUAAAAUAUUCCAGUUCUGUAAUUCAAUGUUUAGCUGUCCUGUUUUUACCCUCACUAGAUUGUCUGUAUUAGUAUAACCAAAGAUUGUUAUAUGUGGGUUUAAAAUAAAAACAAUACAUAUCAAGCUGGCAACAAUUCCCUGGCUUUAUUUUGGUUGUCACGCUAGAAGUAUUUGCUUGCCUAUACAGCAUAUUGAUUAUUGUAGCUUUUCAUUUCAAUUAUUUCAAAAAUACUUAAGUAAUGCCUACAGUGUGCUGCAUGAGGUUUACUGAUUGCACUAACACCCCCCCCCCUCCCAACGGGGAUAGUAGGAUAAUGAUAUCUGAUAUGCAACACAUAAAUUACUAUAACCUAUUGACUUGUCUACUGUAAUCUGCUGAUGUGGGAACAAAUCUUUGUGAUUAGGCUACAUGUUUUUGAUUUUUAUGAUAAUUUUUGUUUAUUUAAUAUUUUUAAAUAUAAUUUAUGCACCAUUCAGGGGUCACAAAGUAAUUCUGAUUACUGUUUAGCAAAUGAUAACCUUCCUCUGGGGUUACAAUAGACCUAUGAAAAUUUUUUAGUAAUGGAUGAAUUGUGAAUUUCCGAGACCUAUUCUAGGAUAAAAGUAACGUCUUCAACACCAGAAAAUAUGGUAAUAAUUUUAUUUUGAAAGGUGCUAAUAUGGUAUUAUAUCAUUUUGUUUUAAUAGUAUUAUAGAAUUUAUACCAGAGUUAUUACAUGUUCGUAUAUAUUUAUAUUGUACAUUUAAAGCUCUUCAUUUAAAAUUUAUGGUAGAGUUUGACUGUGCUUUUUGCAGCUAACAAAGUUCAAAACAAAAUGGAAAUGUUGUAUAUGAUCUAGUACAGUACUUUCAUUAUUAAAUAAUUUUUGAUAGUUCUGGGAGAGAGAGAGAGAGAGAAGGUAGCAGUAGAUCUGCUUGUUAAUCUAUUGCCCUUAGAUUUUUAUGUUUGUGCCAAAUGAAGUUUCUGUCAAGAAAUAGUGUUCAUAGUCAUUAUUUUCAGUCAUUAUAGCUAAACUUUAGAUGCUUUUGCACAUUUCUGCUUUUCGUAUUCAGAUGUGAUUUCAUGUGUUUAGAACAAUCAUGUUUUUGUUAUCAUUUGCAAGAAAUCUGUCAAAAGUGGAAGAUCUCACAUCAUUUAAUUAAUAUCUUAGGGAGGUUGACCUUCACUAAUGAUUGUUUUAAGACAAAUAUGUUUGCUAGAUAUGCAGUAUUUUAUUAGAUAAAGAAAUUUUUCCAGCAAUCUAUGUAUUUCAAGAAAUGUUGCUAAACUAAAUUUCAUAGGCAAGAGCAUAUUUUCUUUUCAUUGCUUUGCACUACAAAUAAGUAAUGUUUUUGUGUAUAGCUGAAUAAGUAAAAAAAAAAUCAUAAAAUGUCUGUAAAAUGUUAUUCUUCUGAAUUGCUGAACAAGUCAUAAAUUUAAAAAUGUUGGUAAUACAUUGUAAAGUAAAAUCUCAAUUUUCAUGUCCAACCAACUUCCUGGUCCAUGCAGUGAUGACAUUUCCAUUCUUGUGAGACAGAUGAUGGGAAGAAGAAAAUCCUGCAUUUAACGACCGAGCAAAUACCAACAAAGAGGUUCCCCAUCUGCCACACAGCCUUGCACAAUUUUGAGAGAUGGGACCACUCUGCUAGAUAAUUUAUGCAUCCUGCCACUACACUGAAGACUUCCACAAUGAAUGAGGAACGACUGUUACAUCUUCCCAGACAACGCCCAGAGCUUAACAAUAUUAGUUCUGUUGGCAUAACUCCUACACAGCAAGCCAACAAGUCAGUAGUGAAAGCAUGGAGGCCUUGGAAGACCACUUGAAGCUCUUAGAAGCUGAUAUGGUGACAACUCUCUUCUCUGGACCAGACACCUAACCUAUCAAUUCCAACAGAUGGCCUUACCAUUGCAAUGUUAAGGCAUCUGUAAAACAUGAGAAGAUCUGAGUCAAGAGAUGCUAGAGGAACUUAUCUAAAAGGUUCUUAAUACCGCCACCAACAAAGGUUGAGAAGAAUGUCCUCUAUAGUUGUGAUCCUGACAGUGCGAAGAAACAAUCCCAGACAAUGCACCCAGAAAGCCACUGGUAUAAGAAUCCUAGUGAAGACCUGAAGGGCAGUACACAGAUGGAAUUAAAGGGCCCAGAACAAGAGCUCACAGCCUUGUGAUACAAAGAGUUGAUACCUCCUCGAUAGCAACUGAAUGGGGAAAUGGAAGUAUGCAUUUCUGUGGUCUGUGGAAGGAAGGAAGUUCCCUCUGCAAAUAGAGGUCUCUCCAGUCUUCAGGUCUCCUUAUGGAAGGGGAUCAAGCAAAGAAAUCUGUCAACUGGCUGAGGUCAAAUGGUUGGUCUCCAUCCUCCUAAAGACUUCAGAAUGAAGAACACCCCAAUGAUUUGGGCAGAAUCUCUCUGAUGACACCGUUCUGCAGCAUGGUGUUCACUUAGUUAUCAAGGACUUAAAUCUCAACACAAUUGGAGAGGUAGGAGUCAAAGACAAUCUGAUUAGACAGCAAUCAGGGACAUGCAUCAAGAAAUGACAACAAUUAACUGAAAUAAAGAAUGCUGACAUCCAUGGCUACAAGCUGAUAGACUCCCAGACCUUCCAGUUUUUAAGAAGAAAUCACCUAACCUGACAAGGAGAGAUCAUAGGGGUUUGCGGUUUGCAGGAGGCGGGGCCGACGCAACACGUUUGCUUCCAGUCUUCGCAUCCAACAUGGCAGCAAAUCUAUCUUCCAAAACAGAGUCCAAUCUCUUAAGAACGGCCUGACAUAAAGCCUUGGAUGGAUCAGCAAGAGAAGGGGCCAACAACAUGGAAGGGAGAUGCAGCAAAAUGAAAGGCAGCAAUGCAAAUGAUGACAACACAGAUGAGCGAAGCAGUGCAGUGGAGGAAACUGGGAGUGACGUCAUCGAUGGAAGUGACGUCACUACAGGCGCUGACGUCACAGCUUCCCCUCAGCCCGAGGAGGAAGCGGAUGCUACUGGCGGAGGGAUACAAAAUGGCUGACCCUGUGAUGUUACCGGCGGAGCUGACGCCAUGGGUUCCCUCUGACUCGAAGGAGCUGCAAUCGUUGCUGGCAGAGCAAUAUUAUAUGGCUGACCUCGGCUACCAACGAAGACGAGGCCAGGAGGUUGGGGGAGUGCUUGGGUAGCCCGAGGAGUGGAAGGCGAGCAUCCGAGAAGUGCGUCGGCAAACCCUUCAAGGAGGGUGGACCCCGUAGACCAAGCGACCCCCAGAGCGCUGCCAUUUUGGAUGCUUUAAGACUCUGAAAUGAAAACAUUAAAUUUAACUCCUGAGGAAGAGGGGGGGCGACAUUACAUAACAAAUCAGCCUGAGGUCCUCCUGAUACUUCCAACGAUGAAUCGAUGGAAGAAAAGGAAGGAGACCAAGGCACUACACUAGCAUGGGGUGUGACUACGGCAGGAGACGAAGCAUCAGGAAGAGGAGAUGAAAAUCCCUCCCAAGAAGGAAGGGUAGAAACUCUACGAUGCUGCUCCCUCUUACUAUAAAAGAAACUUCCACUGCUCUCUAGGCCACAUUCUGUGCAGGGAUUCGUUAUGGUACAAAUAUUAGAAUGACACCUACUGCAAGUCUUGGGGGGUCUGUUGCUGAAGAAGUAAAAAAAAAUGAGAACACAGGAAACCUUGAGUACCAGGGCACACAUGUUAUCGAGGCCGAGAAGGAGCAGUAGAAGCCAUAAUACAAGAACACACACACACACACAGAAUCACAAGUGAAAAUGGGGAAUGAACCGGGUAAAAGGCUGAGAGAGGGCAAUCACGACUGUUGCCCAGGUGGUUAAGAAAAGGACUGAACGCUGUAGCGUGGUCCUUGACCGCUUUUCACCCGAUAUACACACACAUUGCUAGAUCUCACAAGAUUUCUUGCUUUUCAUCUGCAAAAGUUUGUUUGCGUAUGAACAACUGCAUCUUUGACUAUCCUGGCCUCCUGUUGGUGUGGCAUCAAAUCUAGGGCAAUUGCUGGCAGACGAGGCCUGGCAGUAAGGUGACCCAAGUUGAGAAGCAGCGUGGGCUGACAGUGACAACAAGGAAGCUAUAAUUCCAAAAUUAAUGGUGGCAGCCCUAGGGGCAGCUGAAGUUAACUUCUCUCCCAUGGCUUGAACCAACUGAAUCAUGCAAUAAGCGCAGACAGACUAGGGAACCAAAGGUAGCGAUUACUGUGGUAGAUACAAAUGGGAAUAAAUGCGACCACACAAACUUUACCGUACAGACAGUGAACCUGACAAGAACAAGGCAAGGGUAGAAAGAUAUGUAAAUACCCUAACAGUAAGCAAAUAAUCAAACUAAAAUAUGUGAACAAGAAGCAACACAAUUAAAGAAUUGCUUAGUUUAAAACUAUGUAAAUUCUGAAGUUACAUGGCUGACUGAGGAGUCUGUAAAUACACAGAAAACAUAAAUGCAGUAGGCUACUCAGCAACAAUUCAGUUGUGCUGGUUGCCAGCUGAAAGGUCCAUCACAAAACACUAGAGAAGUCAUGGAUUCAAGACCUGGAAAGUUGGCUGGGCAUAUUCACUUGAAACUUUGUCUGAAAUGCUUGGCUUUGUUGCACCUGGAUACUUGCUGCUCAGCUGAAAGGCUGCCUUAUGAUUAAAGGGUUUGCAAUAAAAAAACCUCCUUACAUUGUAAUUUUUUUAAGUUGACUAUUUUUACAUAUUUUGUUAAUAAUUUUAUAGAUAUUUGUAUUAAAACUUGUUUUUUAUAA
Macrobrachium nipponense is the source of this 8741-nucleotide messenger RNA. RefSeq names its product HEAT repeat-containing protein 6-like. The coding region runs from base 99 to 3809 and encodes 1236 amino acids. The transcript is spliced from 17 exons. The record is from RefSeq and is a predicted model, not a curated record. Lineage: Eukaryota; Metazoa; Arthropoda; Malacostraca; Decapoda; Palaemonidae.